This is a messenger RNA of Acyrthosiphon pisum (pea aphid), 4077 nucleotides long. RefSeq lists its product as uncharacterized. The record is from RefSeq and is a predicted model, not a curated record. NCBI's taxonomy places the organism in Eukaryota, Metazoa, Arthropoda, Insecta, Hemiptera, Aphididae. The transcript has 8 exons. The coding region runs from base 2735 to 3979 and encodes 414 amino acids.
AUCAUUUUUGGAUAAGAUAUUGUAUGGCAAUUUAAAAUAUCCAGCAGAAACCAGUAAUUGGAUGUUAAUAGAUAAAAUAUUUUAUGGUUUUUUAAUAUAUCUAAUGGAUACCCAUCUGAAGUAAUUGUUGGGUAAGACAUUAUAUGGUUAUUUGACAAAACCAAUGUAUAUUCACUGGAUGUACUGUGCUGUGUGGGUUUACGCUGUAGGUCGGAACCUAGUUUAAUUAAUUUAUUAUCUACAUUUUUUGAGUUUUCUAAAAAUUGUAAUGCUUAAAUAAACAGUAAGCGAAUCAAAAUUAAUAAAAUAUUUGUUAGGUACCAACAUUUAUAAAAAGUGUUGAAACAGAAACAGGUUCUAAAGUUAAAAUAUUAAGAACGGAUAACGGGUUAGAAUUCGUGAAUAAAGAAAUGAUAGGUAUUUUGCAAAAAUACGGCAUACGACACCAAUUGACAGUUCCAUAUACGCCGGAACAAAAUGGAAAAGUCGAACGAGAGAAUUGUACAAUCGUUGAAUCAGCAAGGACCAUGAUUUGUGCGAAAAAUCUGGAUGUCUCACUUUGGGCAGAAGCUGUAAACACGGCUGUUUACACGCUAAAUCGGACAGGUACUAGUUCGGUUAAGAAUUGCUCGCCAUACGAGUUAUAUUACAAGAUUAUGCCAGAUAUAAAACAUUUACGAGUUUUUGGUACUGUCACACAUACCAAAACAAAAACGUAAGAAGUGGGAUCCAAAGAGUGAAAAAGGUAUAUUUAUUGGCUAUUCGAAUAACACGAAAUGUUAUCGCGUGUAUUAUUUGAAAACAAAUACAAUUUCGUUGUCUAGAGACAUUAUAUUCGAAAACGAAAGUAAUAAAUUUGUGAAUAUAAUUGUAGACAAAUUAGAAUUCACAGAUACACCGACUCAGAUCAAGGACGAUCCGGUCAAGGUCGAAUCGACGAUGGUCGACAACAGGGGUGGCAUGGUAUUGCGGGAUCGGAACACAUUAAGGCUCGGUACACACAUGCGUUAUUUUGACGUGCGUCACCGCUGCGUCAUCGUAAUAGCGAGGCGUUCUAUUUAUAAUUAAAUUGACCGAUACACAUACGUCUCCGUCACCAUGCGUUAUCGUACAAGCUCGCACGAGACCAAAAAUACUCCGAUAACGCAACGUCAAAAUAUCAUAAAUGCGGCGUUUCAUUACAUAGCGAGUUAUUGAUCGAUAAACACGUGUUUUUAUCGUGUAGCGAUCUGUGACUAUCUUAACUAUUUACUCACUAGUUUGCUAUCAAUCACAUUAUAAAUGUACGUAAUCAUAUAGUAUACGCGCCGCGUAAAUAUAAAUAUAAUACGCGAGCGUAAUAAUAAUAAUAAUAUCAAUGGUAUCGCGUAGUGUAAUAGCGCGUGACCAUGAGCGGCGUUUGGCACUAGAUAUAUGACUACGUAUAUAAAUAAUUCUAAAAUAAUAUAAACUAGGAUUUGUGUUGUUAUAUUAAAUAACACCACAUAUUUUGCAACAACAAUAAAUAUAUGUUAGACAUCCGGCGUGUGCAAGCGUGCGCCCAGAUAGCAAUUAGAAAAUAUUUAUAUUGUAGACAUAUGUUUUUCUUGUGUUCUUAGAAAUAUUUUGUUUAAAAACAUUUUGACAAUAUGUUUAAUUGAUAAACAAAAAUGUAUUUAAAAAUAACUAUUUAAAACACAUUGAAAUAAUAUGUUUUUCACGUAAUGAAGAAAAUAUUGUAGAAAACAUUAAUAAAAUAUAAGUAGACAACGUUUUUCUAAAAUUAUUGAUAACAGAUGUUCUUGUAAAUAUUGUGACAAUGCGUUUGUUGAAUGCACAGAAAAAUAUUUUAAGGAACGCUAAGUAAAAAUAUUGAGACAACUUAUUUCUAUAUAUUAUUUAUAACAUAUAAUCUGGUAGAGAUUGUGGCUAUGUGUUUAUCUAAUGGACAGGAAAAUAUUUUAAGGAACAUUAAGUAAAAAUAUUGAGACAACGUAUUUCUAUAUAUUAUUGAUCACAUAUGUUCUUGUAAAUAUUGUGAGAAUGUGUUUAUUUAAUGGACAAGAAAAUAUUUUAAGGAACAUUAAGUAAAAAUAUUGAGACAAGGUAUUACUAAAUAUUAUUGAUCACAUACUAAAAUAUUUUUAUACCUAAUAUACUAUAAAAUAUAGCUGAUCCUAACUAUCCUGGAUGAUAAUAAAUAAUAAUAGACUCUACUGGCAUUGUCGCAAUGACGCGCGAGACGAAUAUUAUUAUUCUUUGUAUAUGUGAUAUUUAUAGCGGAAUAAUAAUAUUUUCCGUAUUCUUUAGUACCCCUAUGAAUAUUGUACAUUAUUAAUAAUACUACCUACUAACUAUAAUCGAUAUAAUCGCGCGUUGCUAACUGUGAUCUUUGAACAUUAUCAUAGGUAUUAUCGUGUUAUUUAUUAUUAUUUAUAUUGGUAUUUGGUAUUGCGUAUUUGCGUGUCGUGUCGUGUCGUUGUCAUUCGUGUCUGCAGACCUGCAGUUGCCUGCAGUUGCUGCCCUGUCCGUCUUGCCGCCUGCGACUUCAUAGUCAUAACUCCUAAGUCACUGAUCGUAAGUAAUUUAGCUUGUGUAUAUUUAUAUUAUAAUUUAUACUGGAGUAUACAUUUGAAUAUUUAGUUUAUUGUAUUAUAUUUUGAUUGCAGUUCCGACAGUUUUAUAUAAAACCUACCUCGCUGUUUAUUACCUAUACCUAUUGUUUUGUGGUUUUGAACAAAUUAAGUAUAAUACGAUGUGGACAGUUGUUGUAUUCCAAAAUGAUAAUACUGUCGCUGCUGUACCAACAAAUUGGUACAAAGAUGGUUUAUGUGCUUGGCCAAAAAAAGCUGUCAAACAUAAAAGUGACUUGAUUAAAAAUCAGACUGAACCAACUAGGUCAGAAUUUGACCGUUUUCCAGCUAGACAACUAAGUUCUUCACCAAUAGAAUCACUUAUAGAAGCAGAAGAAAAGGCUGCAAAAGGUAUGUUUUUUUCAGACUUGUCAUCAGCGGAAGAAAACACAACAAAUGACAAUGUUGACAGAAAAAAGAAAUUGUACAAAGAUGUCUUUACUGAAAAAGAAAAAAAACAGUCCCAGCCCUCUAAAAAAAAGAGGUCCCUUAGUCCACCGCCAAUUUUUGACGACAGUUUUGAAGUUGAACUCGAAGAUAUAGCCAGCAAAGAUUUGUUAUGGCCAUCACAACAAUAUGUUUCUCCUUUAGCUAGUACCAGUAAAGAUCAGUUACCAAAUAUUUGUGAUGAUAACAUUGAUUCGCAAGUAAUUAGUUCUCAGGCAUCAAACACGAAAAUAUCACUAUUUUCUACUGAGACAGACAAUAUCAUUGACAAUAACAUAACAUUGGCUACAGGUUUUGAGGAAAAUAUGUUAUUUCAAAGUACACCAAAACCUGAUGCAUCAGUCCAAAUCCAACAUUCAAAUUCAAUUAAUGAUGCUGCGUUUGUUAAUUUUGUUAAAUCGUCCUUAAUAAAUAUAAAAUAUGACGUGAAACUCCUAUCAUAUUCAAUCGAUUCAUUAAAAACAAUUAUCCAAAACAUUGAAAUGAACACCUCACACAUUUCUGAUAACAAUGCACAACAAUGUAUUUCAAAUAUCCAAGAGUUAAAAUGGCCAAUAACAAAUAUGACCCAAUUGGACGAUAAUGAAAAAUUGUUGACAGAUGCUCUUGUAAAAAAUAAUGAAGUAGGACUACUGGCAAGGUUAGUAGGAAAAAGUAUUUCUGAGUCAGUUCGUCGUAUGAUGUCCAGGAUGUUUGAUGAUUCAUUUCUCCAAAAUUAUUCAUUUUUGGGUUUUAAAGGAAAACGCAAAUUUUCUGGAUUGAGCUGUUGUCUAUUACUAUUUGAUGCUAUAAGAAAAGAAAAAAAAUUCACUGCAACGCCGGACCAUGAGAUUUCCACCAUUGUUGCCAAGUGGUUAGCGCAGGCACCAAACCGAAUUUCCAAAAAAAAAAACAACACACUAGCUAACAAUAUAUUAUAAUUGUAUUCUAAUAAUUAUAUUCUUUUGGCCAUUAUACUUUACUUACUUAUGGAAAGUCACCAUAAUAAUUUGCAUACUACAAUAUAAGAUACUUGUAU